This is a messenger RNA of Cuscuta campestris, 3906 nucleotides long. The record is from the annotation of a GenBank genome assembly. NCBI's taxonomy places the organism in Eukaryota, Viridiplantae, Streptophyta, Magnoliopsida, Solanales, Convolvulaceae.
GGGAAGUGGGUAUGGGGGACAUUAGCGUAUCUGCAAAAAUCCUUAAAAUUCGAUUCAAUCACUUGGGAAAGUAGAGAUAGAAAUGAAAAGAAGAUACAACUCUCCACUUUACAAUAUUUUAUUCCCAAGAGUAUAUAUUAUAUCACAAAUUGAUGAAAGGAACUAAGGAAUAGUAAGAGAGGGAAGGCUUAUUGAUUCUCAUUCUCAAGAUUUGGAGUUUUGGGGAAAUCAGAGAAGGCAAAAUACACAUCUUCAAGAACACCCACCCCAAUAGUGUGUUGUGGGUUUGUGCUUCGCUGGUCAAAUCCACUGUUCUAUGGUCCAUUAAACAGCGAAGCUGUUCUUCUUCUUUGUCUCCACUCUUUCGUCUUUGCACACAGGGGGAGAAAGUGGUGAAGGUUUUGUGGAGGUAGAAAGUGUAGGAGUUACUUCCCUUUUUCUAGUUCUUAGCUCUAAAUUGCUUUUUCCUUUGGAAAUUGGCCUGUUUUUGCUGCUUUUGAGGGACCUUCUGGCAUGCAAUCAAGCCAUGUUUGCUCCAUCCCUGCAAUAAGGUGAGUGAGGAAGAAAAAGGUGUAUGAGAGAGGAAGAGAAGAGAUGGGUGUAGUUGAGAUGGGUCAAAAGGCAAACAGUAGCCAAAGCAGACACCACAUGGUGACCAUGAUGCUGAAUGAGCAAUUGAACAGAAAGAAGAGUUACCCAUGGAUUCACAGGUAUUGGCUUCCAAAGCUGUUGACUCUAUGGAUUCUAGCAGCUUCCGUGGUGAGCUGGGCCAUAUUCACCUACCUCGAUAAUGGGAACAAGGCGAAGAGGGUUGAAGGUUUGGUCACCAUGUGUGAUCAGAGGGCUAGAAUGUUACAAGACCAAUUUAGUGUCAGUGUUAAUCACGUCCACGCCCUCGCCAUCCUCGUCUCCACUUUCUAUUACAACAAGAUCCCCCCAGCAAUUGAUCAGGAAACCUUUGCGGAGUAUACGGCCAGAACAGCUUUUGAGAGGCCAUUGUUGAGUGGGGUGGCAUAUGCAGAGAGAGUUAUGCAUUCCCAAAGGCAGAUCUUUGAGAAGCAGCAUGGAUGGACUAUUAGGAAAAUGGACAAAGAGCCUUCUCCCAUUAGAGAUGAAUAUGCACCUGUCAUCCUCACACAAGAAACUGUUUCUUACCUCAAAUCGCUUGACAUGAUGUCGGGAGAGGAGGACCGGGAAAAUAUCAUGAGAGCUAGAGGCACCGGGAAGGCCGUUCUUACAAGUCCCUUCAGGCUUCUUGCUUCUAACCACCUUGGUGUUGUGUUGACAUUCCCUGUGUACAAAUACGUUCUGGGUGAUCACCCUUCCCAACAGGAAAGGAUUCAAGCAACUGCAGGAUACCUUGGUGGAGCCUUUGAUGUCGAGUCACUUGUUGAGAACCUUCUGGGCCAACUUGCUGGAAACCAAGAGAUUGUAGUUAAUGUUUAUGAUAUUACAAAUGUGUCCGAUCCUCUUGUCAUGUACGGGUCGCAGAACAAAGUGGGCGACCUGUCCCUAGAGCAUGUGAGCAAACUUGAUUUUGGAGACCCGUUUCGUAAGCAUGAGAUGAUAUGCAGGUAUCUUAUGAGGGCUGCCACAUCCUGGCUUGCAUUGAUCAUUGCAUUGUUUUCCUUUGUAAUUGCUGCUUUGGUUGGUUACAUUUACUAUGGUGCUGCUUUUCACAUCAUUAAAGUUAGAGACGAUUUCCACAAAAUGCAGAAAUUGAAGGUUAAAGCUGAGGCUGCUGAUGUUGCCAAAUCCCAGUUUUUAGCUACUGUUUCGCAUGAAAUUAGAACUCCCAUGAAUGGAAUCUUAGGAAUGCUUGCUUUGCUUUUAGAUACAGACUUGAGCUCUACUCAAUUAGAUUAUGCUCAAACAGCACAAGCUUGUGGAAAGGCACUGAUAACAUUGAUAAAUGAAGUGCUCGAUCGCGCUAAAAUUGAAGCAGGAAAAUUAGAACUUGAGACCGUCCCAUUCGGUCUUCGCUCCAUUCUUGAUGAUGUCCUCCCUCUAUUCUCUGAGAAGUCCAGGAAGAAGGGCAUUGAGUUGGCAGUGUUCGUUUCGGAUAAGGUUCCAGAAAUUGUAAUGGGCGAUCCGGGAAGGUUCAGGCAGGUGAUAACAAAUCUGGUCGGCAACUCUAUCAAAUUCACUGAACGUGGACACGUGUUCAUUCAAGUGAGUCUCGCCGAAGAGGCAAAAGCAACAAGUGAGAAUGGAGGAGGAGGAGGAGGAUCAGAAACCCUUAGUGGUCUUGAAGCUGCAGAUAACCGGAACAGUUGGGAAAAUCUGAAGCACUUGGUUGAACCAGACUGCAAAAAUGGAGAAAAUGGGCACAACUCUCUGAGCAAUAUAAUCACGCUGAUGGUGUCUGUCGAAGACACUGGAAUUGGGAUCCCUCUUCAUGCACAGGAGAGAGUGUUCACUCCAUUCAUGCAGGCAGACAGCUCCACUUCAAGAAACUACGGAGGGACUGGAAUCGGGCUAAGCAUAAGCAAGUGUCUGGUGGAGCUGAUGGGGGGCCACAUCGGUUUCAUCAGCCGGCCGGAUGUAGGAAGCACCUUCUCUUUCUCUGUUAAAUUCGAAACGUAUGACCCCUCAAACGGAACCGUUGACUUGAAAAAGGGUCUUCGAGACGAUUUGCCUUUGUCUUUUAAAGGACUAAGAGCUAUUGUAGUUGAUCCGAAACCCGUUAGAGCUUCUGUCACAAGGUAUCAUCUCAAGAGACUUGGUGUCCUUGUUGAGGUGGUUGAUACCAUUAACAAAGCAGCAGCAGCAGCAGCUUUACUCUUUGGCAAAAAUGGUUCCCUGAUUUCUAGAAGUCAGACUGAGGCAGCUGCUGACAUGAUUCUUGUAGAGAAAGAUGUAUGGGUAUCGGAGGAAGCAGAGAUAAACACACUUGUAUCAAACAAGAAGAUGCGACCCACGAAAAUGAUUCUUCUAGCGGUGGAUAUUUCGGGGCAUGAGUUGGAGAGAGUGAAAGCGGCGGGGUUUGCAGACACCAUAAUCAUGAAGCCUUUGAGAGCGAGCAUGGUGGGGGCGUGCCUUCACCAGGUGUUGGGAAUGGGAAAGAAGACAAAACAAGGGAAAGACAACAAGUGCAACGGGUCGUCCCUUAGAGGGCUACUUGGGGGAAAAAGAAUAUUGGUGGUUGAUGAUAAUAUGGUGAACAGGAGAGUAGCCGCCGGCGCACUCAAGAAGUUUGGUGCUGACGUGGAGUGCGCCGACAGCGGCGUAGCUGCCCUUGCUUUGCUUCAGAUACCCCACAAUUUUGAUGCCUGCUUCAUGGACAUUCAAAUGCCGGAAAUGGAUGGAUUUGAAGCGACCCGUAGAAUCCGAAACAUGGAAAAAGAAGCAAAUGAGCGAAUGGGAGAUGGAGGAGGAAGGAGGGAGUGGCAUGUGCCGAUACUGGCCAUGACUGCUGAUGUCAUCCACGCCACGUCAGACAAAUGCAUCAGCUGCGGGAUGGAUGGAUACGUGUCGAAGCCCUUCGAGGAAGAGAAUCUCUAUAAGGCAGUUGCCAAGUUCUUCGAAUCGAGUCCGGGCCCCGCCUGCUGAUAACUAGUAAGCUAGCAUCCUAUAUAUAUAUAUAUAUAUAUAUAUAUAUAUAUAUAUAUAUAUUUCUUUCCUGUAGAGAGAGAGAGAGAGUUUUCCACAUUCUGCAAAUUGUGUGUUAGUAGUGUGAUCAUAUAUGUAUGUAUACUGCUCCCUCCCAAGAUCAAACUGUUCCUUCUCCCAGCUGAAGUUACAUUUGAAGAAGGAGAAGCUUAGAGAGAUUAUUACUAUAUAUACAAUCUGACAAUGGAACCUCAACAUUGUAUUUGUAUUUAUUAAUAUGUUGAUCGAUAUAAGAUGAUAUUCUUCUUGCAUGAAGGUGGAAAGCCCACCCUGACCUGACAGGAUUUUGAGCGG